AUGUUUGGACCUGCACACGUGGAACCACAUACUUUCAACCGGCCAUUUUUAUCCAAGACGCUCAGCUGUGGAGGCAUGCAUUCCCACCGUGGUCGGUGGUGUGCAGAGGGGCCCUCCGCAGUCAUGGCUCUGCUGUCGUACCUCAAGAGCCUGUUCAUCCUGCAGCUGCUGAUGGGCUUCGUGUUUGUGGUGAGCGGCCUCAUCAUAAACUUCAUCCAGCUCUGCACCUGCGUCCUGUGGCCCAUCAACCGACAGUUGUACCGCCGCAUCAACUGCAGACUGUCCUACUCGCUGUGGAGCCAGCUGGUGAUGCUGCUGGAGUGGUGGUCGGGCACAGAAUGCACCCUCUACAUGGACCAGGCCACGGCAAACAAAUUCGGCAAAGAGCACGUCAUCGUCAUCCUCAACCAUAACUACGAGAUCGACUUCCUGUGUGGCUGGACCAUGUGCGAACGAUAUGGAGUCCUGGGGGCUUCAAAGGUGCUCGCCAAACAUGAGCUGCUGAAGGUCCCUCUGAUUGGCUGGACGUGGUACUUCCUGGAAAUAGUUUUUUGCAAAAGAAAGUGGGAGGAAGACCGAAAGACUGUUUUUAGCGGACUGAAUAGACUCAAGGAUUAUCCAGAGCACAUGUGGUUCCUGUUGUAUUGUGAGGGCACACGGUUCACGGAGAAGAAGCAUCAGAUCAGUAUGGAGGUGGCUGAGAGCAAAGGCCUCCCGAAGCUCAAAUAUCACCUCCUGCCGCGCACCAAGGGCUUCACCACCACGCUGCAGUGUCUCAAGGGGACAGUAACUGCUGUUUAUGACGUAACCCUGAACUUUAAAGACAACCAAACCCCGACUCUGCUGGGCAUCGUCCACGGCAAGAAGUACAAAGCAGACAUGUGUGUGAGGCGUUUUCCUGUGGAGGAGAUCCCCGAGGACGAGCAGGAGUGCGCCAGCUGGCUUCACAAACUCUACCAGGAAAAGGAUGCCUUACAAGAAAACUACAACAAAGAAGGCAAGUUCCCCGGGCCCACGAUAAUCCCGCCCCGCAGGCCGUGGACGUUAUUAAAUUUCCUGUUUUGGGCGACGCUGCUGCUUUCGCCCCUCAUCAAGUUUGCGUGCGGCGUGUUCGUGAGCGGGUCGCCCCUCCUCAUCAUCUGCUUCCUCCUCUUCCUCAUCAUAGCUUCUAUAGCCAUCCGCCGCCUCAUUGGUGUCACAGAGGUUAAGAAAACCGGAUCUAGUUAUGGCGAUCAGGAAUCCAAGAAGCAAAACUGA
Knipowitschia caucasica is the source of this 1257-nucleotide messenger RNA. The record is from the annotation of a GenBank genome assembly. Lineage: Eukaryota; Metazoa; Chordata; Actinopteri; Gobiiformes; Gobiidae.